Molecule: messenger RNA, 618 nt
Organism: Nakaseomyces glabratus
Lineage: Eukaryota; Fungi; Ascomycota; Saccharomycetes; Saccharomycetales; Saccharomycetaceae
Gene: YKT6
Product: palmitoyltransferase YKT6
Biological process (GO): endoplasmic reticulum to Golgi vesicle-mediated transport
Cellular component (GO): membrane; Golgi apparatus
Molecular function (GO): SNAP receptor activity
Source: RefSeq, a predicted model, not a curated record
AUGAAGAUUUACUACAUUGGUGUUUUCCGCAGUCCAGCGGAGCAGAGUUCGGAUGAGAAGGCGUUGGAGUUGACAGAAGUGAAGGACCUUUCCCAGUUUGGGUUCUUUGAGAGGAACAGUGUUGGUCAGUUCAUGACUUUCUUUGCCGAGACCGUGGCGACCAGGACCACUGCUGGCCAGAGACAGAGUGUAGAGGAAGGUAAUUACAUAGGGCACGUCUAUGCCCGCAGCGAGGGUAUAUGUGGUGUUUUGAUCACUGACAAGGACUACCCGGUGAGACCUGCGUACACGCUGUUGAACAAAGUCCUGGACGAGUACCUAGUUGCGCACCCUGCGGACCAGUGGAAGAGCAUCACUGCCACGAACGACUCCUUGAAGAUGGCUGAGCUGUCUACGUACAUCAGCAAGUACCAGGACCCUGCGCAGGCGGAUGCGAUCAUGAAGGUCCAGCAAGAGCUAGACGAGACCAAGAUUGUGCUGCACAAGACCAUAGAGAAUGUGUUGCAAAGAGGUGAGAAGCUGGACAACCUGGUCGACAAGUCCGAGUCCCUAACUGCGAGCUCGAAGAUGUUUUACAAGCAGGCCAAGAAGACCAACUCAUGCUGCAUUAUCAUGUAG